AUGAGUAAAAGUACUACCCCGUCUGAAGAAUUUGGAUAUCCAAACCUGCCUGUGCGUCAAAAAUCGGACCAAGAAAGUAUUAGUCAGUGCAUCAAAACUCUAAAAAGUCGCAGACCAAAUACUUUAGAUUUUUCACCUUUAGCUCUUGGAAAUCGUGACAGAAACCAUAAAACAUAUGCAAAACGACCAACUGUUUUAUCUGUUCAUGAUUCUUUACAGAAAGCUGUUUGCAGUGCGAGCGCUUAUUCUUCAUCGGCUAUCUCAGAUUGUCCAAUCAAAAGACCUAACUUUUUACCAAUACCUUCACAAGGAAGUAAAUAUCCAGGUUUUCCAAAACCUAGUGAUGGACUCAUGCCAGGAAGUAGCAAGAAUACCAUAUCUACAGUUAAAGCCUCUUCUUUAAAUACUGGAAACAUUCAUGCUAUACAUCCUGAUUCUAUGGGAUUGUUUAUUAAGAAAAACACACAGUUGUUAAAAUAUCAUACCUGCCGAACUUCACUAAGAUGUCGACCAAAUAAAUGUGGCCACAUGUCUACUAAGAAUUUUAUAGCAUGGUCGCGGAACAAUACACAGUUAUACAGUGUGCUUUGUUUUGACAAAUUCCGUAUCAUUCAUAAGAGAUUACCCUGUCCAUAUUUUUCUACUUGUAACCAUCUUAAAAGGCGUGCAUUUAAUCAUUCAUCUUAUGUUUUUGGUGGUUCUAGCUACCUUCCACAUUCACAAACGUUUCCUAGUUUACUGUCUUUUCGCAGAUGUUGUUCUUAUACUUUUACCAAACAUAUGAAUUUUACCUCUUCGGAUAUUCGAACUAGUUCCAUUCGCUUGUGUCCACGAUACUGUAGAAGGACCAAUAACUCCGUUGGUACUGUAACUUUCGGAAAACCCAGUGAAACAAUCGAAGUUCCAGUUUUUAGCUCAACGAACUUACCCGAAGUCUAUGAUAUACUAAUGAAAUCAAGUAAAAAGCUUGGUGAGCCCACUAACAAACCUCAUAUUGAGAAAGUUACACUACCCAAUACUAUAUCUAACGAUAAAAAUGUGCAGACCAUAAAUAUUAAUAUUAAUGAUGCAAAUCACGUCUUUCAACUGCGGAUCGAUUCUUCGCUAACAAAUACUAGCCUUGAUGAGAACUGUUCGGACGGCAAACAGUUGCAUACUACCAAAAAACUACAACAAAUCCAACCUAACGGAGAUAUUUGGCCUCCUCUGGUAAUCAGUUCCCAUCCAGAAUUGGUUCUUCAGUUCAAUCCUCCCGUUGGACUUUUAAUUUCACUUCUUGAGAAUACAAACAAAACGUCUGGUGAUUUGUAUAAUAAGAAUGUCCACGAACUAACUAUUGAUUCAGAGAAGGGUUCUUUAAACUCAGUGUCCAUGAUACCAGUAACACAAUCUGAAUGCUUAUCUAAGUCAGAUAAUGUGUCUCCUGGCAUAACAAUAGCUCUCACUCGGAAUCUCCAUAUUCGUGUUCAUUCAACUGAAUUAAAUUGCUGUUUAAAGCAAUCAGCUUGGUGUUUCUCAUCGAGUGGCUUUUAUCAGUUUGGUCAAGAAGAAAUUGUAAUUCUGUUACGUAGACGUUUUGAUGAAAAACUACCACCAAUGGAGAUAUUUUAUCAAUACUGGCUUAUAUAUCAAGCUUUAGUGAAUUAUGCUGAGAAACAAGUUAAAAGUGAUGUUAAUUUUGAAUCAUUCAACUCCCAAACGUAUAAUAGACCGUUCGGUUCAGCACCAUUUCGUUCACAUGAUUGUUUCUUUGAAAAACUUUACUUUGCAAAUGAUCGUUGUUCUAGUUCACCCUGUACUGACUCAGAUAUGACGAAUGGUUACUAUUGGCUUAAUUCCAGAUCUUUAACAAGUAGUAAUUAUGGAAGUAGCAAUCCAUAUGGAUUCGUAUUUUUCCAUCCAACUCACCAAUGUUUAUUAGGCCUACAUCUACCAAAUCCACCGUUCUUAAUCGCUCUACUAGUGCAUAUACAAGAAGCACCUUGGGCAUAUCAUCUACCGAGUAGAAUUUUAUUGAAUCUAGGCAAAAUGUCACAUUAUUAUCCAACUACUUUGUUAUCCGACCGUGAUCGCAAGAUUUUAUUUGAUUGUAAACUAGACGGAGAAAGCUUCUUACAAUUAUUCACUAAUAUAAAACCAUUUAUCUAUCCAGAUUUCAUGACAUUUACACCUAAACAAAGAUGUAUUCCAUUACCAGAAUUAUUAUUUCAUAUAAAUGGAUUCUAUGCACAUUUGAAUGUAGUUAAAAGUGAAUCGGAUACGAAUACUACUACACAUAAUGAUGGUGUCGAAGAUGUAAUUGUGGAGCUUCUAAUACCCAUGUCUUCAUGUGCUUCUGUGGCUAGGUUUCUAGACUCGAGUGCUAUGGAGUCAAUGACAUUUGCCCUAUCAGCCGAUUGUAACCCAAUGUCCGAUUCCCAUUUAGUUUGUUCGCAGUCAAAAAUACUACAUAAAGGGUCUAAAGACAACCACAAUAAGUUAAUUUGUCAGAAUGUGACCAGUUCACAAAUGACCUCAAAUCUAAAUUAUUUUACUGACCAAAAUUGUUUCCAGACCUUCGAGACUGAGGCUAUUUCAAUUGAAAAUACAAGACUCAAGGUAACUGGUUUGAGCUUUGUAGCUUUUUCUGGUCACGCCUCAUUUUGCAGUGCAAUAAUCGUCGAGGAUGGAUUAUAUAUUUCUAUGACAAGUUUAAAAUUUCAUCAGCUUGUCAAUAGUUUGAAAAAUGGUUACGAUUUAUCAAUUCCUAUACGAUCAAGUCGUAACAUCCAACCAUCUACAAUAGUAGAACAUAUCAAUGGUGGUUUUGGAGACGAUAUUUCGAAUCGCGAUCUAUUUAACGGAAAUGUUGCCUCAUCAGUUCACGUAAAGUGGUUUAAAGUGUUUGAUUCGUUUUUAUCAAGUGCUUCAUUUAGUACUACCGUCACUCCAUGUUGCACUAAUUCUGCCGGCAUAUGGGACUUGGAACCUAUUACUACAUUCUUAGUGCCAGUUCAUUACCAACUAUGGCACUGGAUACAUCUGAAUGAAAGUAUUAUUCCAAGCAGUGAAAGUCAAUUAAGUUCUUUAUCGACUACCAAAUCAAGUGAUCCACCGUCUUUACGAUUGGCAUGGAUUCGAUUUCAUGUGUUAAACGUUGAUCAAUUGGAAUUUAUUAGUACAUCCUCAAGUAAAACAAUAACUUUUGGGCAUUUUUCUAAUGAAGUAGCUGAAUGUGUAAUCAAGGCGCUUCGACCUUAUCUUGGUCAUCUCCUAAACAAUAAUCGUACACAAAUCACACUACGCAUUCUGUUGCAACCACCAGAUCAGGUUGGCUAUCGGAUGGGUGCUUCAUGUCAGGAGGUAUACACACUGCACAAUCAACUGGAUUCAUCAAACGAUCUUGAAAAUGCCAGCUGUGAGAAUUGUGAAGAAAUGUAUACUGACGCAUUAGACGACAUACUGUUGCCUGUAUUAUCUUCUUGGACUAGUUGCUUAAAAAUUGUCGAUGUAAAUAUAAAGGAAAUCGAACGCCGCUCACCGAGUACUUCUAAUUCUUGUUAUCAUCUAAAUGAAAUAAUUCAGAUGGAAUUUGAUUUUUGCAUUUUAAACUAA
Molecule: messenger RNA, 3594 nt
Organism: Schistosoma guineensis
Lineage: Eukaryota; Metazoa; Platyhelminthes; Trematoda; Strigeidida; Schistosomatidae
Source: the annotation of a GenBank genome assembly